Messenger RNA from Acomys russatus (golden spiny mouse), 1489 nucleotides. RefSeq names its product cyclin C (gene Ccnc). The transcript has 13 exons. The coding region runs from base 203 to 1051 and encodes 282 amino acids. Gene Ontology annotation, cellular component: nucleus; mediator complex. Gene Ontology annotation, molecular function: cyclin-dependent protein serine/threonine kinase regulator activity. The record is from RefSeq and is a predicted model, not a curated record. NCBI's taxonomy places the organism in Eukaryota, Metazoa, Chordata, Mammalia, Rodentia, Muridae. Gene Ontology annotation, biological process: positive regulation of transcription by RNA polymerase II.
GGGCGGAACCGGUGUACGCAGUUCAUUGUUGUCGACCGGCGUCAAGGCAACAGGGAUGCUGUUCUCUUCCUCCGGCUGCGGUUGCUGUGGAGUUCAGUCCAGCCAGUCUGGUUGAGGAGCACGGUCCUCUGCAUUGGGUCUAUGGUUGCUCCGCUGGCCGCUUUACCGGCUGGUGCUUUUGUAUCAGGCCAAGCAGUAUUCCAUGGCAGGGAACUUCUGGCAGAGCUCCCACUAUUUGCAGUGGAUUUUGGAUAAACAAGAUCUGUUGAAGGAGCGCCAGAAGGACUUAAAGUUUCUCUCAGAAGAAGAAUAUUGGAAAUUACAAAUAUUUUUUACAAAUGUUAUCCAAGCAUUAGGUGAACAUCUUAAAUUAAGACAACAAGUUAUUGCUACUGCUACAGUCUAUUUCAAGAGAUUCUAUGCCAGGUAUUCUCUGAAAAGUAUAGAUCCUGUAUUAAUGGCUCCUACCUGUGUUUUUCUGGCAUCCAAAGUAGAGGAAUUUGGUGUCGUCUCAAAUACAAGAUUGAUCGCUGCUACUACUUCUGUAUUAAAAACUAGAUUUUCAUAUGCCUUUCCAAAGGAAUUUCCUUACAGGAUGAAUCAUAUACUAGAAUGUGAAUUUUACCUUUUAGAAUUAAUGGAUUGUUGCUUGAUAGUGUAUCAUCCUUAUAGACCUCUGCUCCAGUAUGUGCAGGACAUGGGCCAAGAAGAUGUGUUGCUUCCCCUUGCAUGGAGGAUAGUGAAUGACACCUACAGGACGGAUCUUUGUCUGUUGUAUCCUCCCUUCAUGAUAGCUUUAGCUUGCCUACAUGUAGCCUGUGUUGUACAACAGAAAGAUGCUAGGCAGUGGUUUGCGGAACUUUCUGUGGAUAUGGAGAAGAUUUUGGAAAUAAUCAGGGUUAUUUUAAAACUAUAUGAGCAAUGGAAGAAUUUUGAUGAGAGAAAAGAGAUGGCAACUAUUCUCAGUAAGAUGCCGAAACCAAAACCACCUCCAAACAGAAGCUCCCUGAGUGAUUCUCCACUAAUGGCAGGGCCUGAAGCUGCAAGAUGAUGCUGGACAAGAUCAGGCAAUCUCCUAUUGUCACAGUUACUGUGAAGGAGAGCAGGGUCCAAAUGGAAGUCAGAACUCUAGCUACAGCCAGUCUUAAAACACCCUGAAGACUCCUGUAGUGGACCACUUGGAAGUAAAGCAUUGGACAGUUUGAGUAAUGUCUUCAUUGGAAAUCAGAUGCAAACGAAUAGCUUGUUUCUGUCAAUCAUAUUGGGAAGUGAUUUAAUUUUCACAAAAUAAGUUUUCUUUACCUAAUUGAUUCUAGUGUAUAUUUUAUUAAAUCUUAAUUAUAAAAUUUAAUACAGCUCUAAGGGGACCUAUAGCCAGCCAUACACAGACAUUUCAGAGUUAACCUCUCUCUCUCUCUCUCUCUCUCUCUCUCUCUCUCUCUCUCUCUCUCUCUCUCACACACACACACACACACACACACACACACAC